Messenger RNA from Camelina sativa (false flax), 1073 nucleotides. RefSeq names its product REF/SRPP-like protein At3g05500. The record is from RefSeq and is a predicted model, not a curated record. Lineage: Eukaryota; Viridiplantae; Streptophyta; Magnoliopsida; Brassicales; Brassicaceae.
AGGGCACGACAAUUUCUCAUCACCAUUGCUUUGUUUUGUUCGUCAAUAUCAAAAAACUCAAUUUUUAAAAAAACUUCUUCAACAAAUCUCCAAUCGAUUCGCCUUUUCUCGAUAACCUCUUUGCAUCCAUGGCUGCUCAAACAGAUCUCAAUCAACCUAAACUCGAUAUGACAAAGGAAGAGAAAGAGAGGUUGAAGUACUUGCAGUUCGUGCAAGCUGCUGCUGUUGAAGCUCUGCUUGGUUUUGCUCUUAUUUACGCUAAGGCCAAGGACAAGUCUGGUCCUUUGAAACCUGGUGUUGAAUCUGUUGAAGGUGCUGUAAAGACUGUUGUUGGUCCUGUCUACGAGAAGUACCAAGACGUUCCUGUCGAGGUCCUUAAAUACAUGGACCAGAAGGUUGACAUGUCUGUGACUGAACUUGAUCGCCGUGUCCCACCAGUUGUCAAACAGGUGUCUGCUCAAGCUAUCUCAGCUGCUCAGAUUGCACCCAUUGUGGCUCGUGCCUUGGCCACUGAGCUUCGACGUGCUGGUGUUGUUGAAACCGCUUCUGGUAUGGCUAAAUCUGUCUACACCAAGUACGAGCCUGCUGCCAAGGAGUUGUAUGCAAACUAUGAGCCGAAAGCAGAGCAAUGUGCCGUUUCAGCUUGGAAGAGGUUGAACCAGCUUCCUCUGUUCCCAAGGCUUGCUCAAGUUGCUGUACCAACUGCUGCUUUCUGCUCUGAGAAGUACAAUGAUACUGUUGUGAAGGCUGCAGAGAAAGGGUACAGGGUCACAUCGUACAUGCCGUUGGUUCCAACUGAGAGGAUCUCUAAAAUCUUCUCCGAGGAGAAAGCUGUGGCCGAGCCUUUGGAGUUCCACCCACUUGAUUGAUUUGGGUGUUUGCUAGUGUGUUCUUUUUUGUUUUGUUGGGAUUUUACAGUGGAUUGGAUCCUUGUUAGCGACUGGUCCCCUGGUUCUGUUUCUUUUGUUUCUUCGUUCUUAAACUUUCGUUGUUUCGUUUAAUAAUCUAAAAGUUGUAUAAUCUAAGUUGGGAUUAUUGAUUGUAUAAAAGCUUUCUUGUUUGAGGUUUAAUUA